This is a messenger RNA of Phytomonas sp. EM1, 1212 nucleotides long. The record is from the annotation of a GenBank genome assembly. Lineage: Eukaryota; Euglenozoa; Kinetoplastea; Trypanosomatida; Trypanosomatidae.
AUGGCAGUCGUUGAGGUAGGUACGUGGAAUGUACGUGCAGGAUACAUUGGGGAUCUCGUGUGCACGCGUCAGCUACGAUCCUUAUGCAGCUGCGUUGCCCCAGAAGAAACAGAUUUUAUAUCGAUGAUCAAGGCAUCUUCAGGUGUUCUAAAUGGUACUUUUGGCGAAGGGGUGUGUGGCGCCCACCCCGAAAAGGGUUCGUCCGGGGAAACCCCCAUCAAGCCGCUGUGGACGCUGGACGCGUUCGAGCGGGACGGCGCCCUCCACGUGGACUCCCUCCGUCGCCUCAAGUGCGACCACCUCCACUGCCCCCUGGACGACCCCCUCCUGCUUGUCCUGCCGGAGCGCUGGCACGAGGAGCGGGGCGUCAUGCAAGGGCUCUUCGAGGCCAUCCUGGAGGCUCCCCACCUCACUCGGCUGCUCUAUGCCGGGCGGCCCAGUGUCGGGUGGGCCUUCGCCGCCGCCCGGGCCUCCGCAGUGGUCCUCGACGUCGGCCAUUUUCAUUCCACCGUUGCGGCAGUCCUCGACGGUUAUGUCCUGCGCGGGACGAUUGACACAGCGGCCGUGGGCGGCGCGGCCGUCUCGGCGGGCCUGUCCGCCACCCUGCAAAGGCCCCUGUGGCCUUCACUGGGACAGCGCUACGCCCACCUUCUCGGCGCUUUAGAACUGAAGGGGGAGGCAAGGGGGGGCUGUGACACCUUGUGGGAUCUCCUCCUUGACCACACCGUCGCGGACAUAAAGCGGCUUUGUGGGGUGGUGCGCCACCCUCAGGGGGCGCCGCCGGGGGCGAUGUCGGUGCGUGCGCCCGAUGGCACCCUUCUGGAGUUGCUCCCUGAGCAACGGUGGGAGCCCUUUGAGGUGUUGUUCGGCCCAGAGGAGGGGGGGACAGGUAAUGUGGCGCGGCUGUUGUUCUCCUGCAUGCAACAGUUGGACCCGGAGUGGAGGCUUCAGACCGUUCACCACGUGCUGGGGGGUGGAGGGAGCUUAGUGCCUGGUUUCCGUGAGCGCAUUUUACAUGAGACCAAGUCGAUGGAUCCUUCCUACUAUAGAUAUGAGCGCGACAACGCCUUUACGGUGGCCAGUUCUGUCGAAGGGGCCUGGGCAGGGAAUUCCAUUGCGGCAGCAAGCUCCUCCUUCGAAUCGCUCUGGAUCUCCAAGUCAGAGUGGGACGAGGAAGGAGAGUCGUGCCUUUUCAGAAAACUGUUCUACUAA